Messenger RNA from Aureobasidium musti, 654 nucleotides. Lineage: Eukaryota; Fungi; Ascomycota; Dothideomycetes; Dothideales; Saccotheciaceae. The record is from the annotation of a GenBank genome assembly.
AUGCAUUUCACAAAAGCAUUCACCUCGCUGGUCCUCAGCGUCAGCACUGUUACCGCAGCGGUACUACCCAGACAGAUCAACAGUACUGGAGUCUCCAACACCACAACCACAAACACAACACUACCACCUGUAUCUCUGGACUCGGACAGCUUCAUCAUCCGCGCCCAACAACUCAAUGACACUUCCAUCACUCUGGGUUACAUGUAUGCCGAAUAUGCCUACCCACCCGGCUACUAUGCAACCCUGCGACCUUCGAAGAGCGAUGCUAUCGUGGGCCAUUUGACCGAUACGACGAACGCCAGCAACAGCAGUUUGGUAUUUGGAGACGAGAACCCUCAAGGUUUCGUGCUGUACCCGUUGAUCUCGUAUGCGAAUGCCUCGAUUGCGCAAAUUUUCUCUGGCCAGCAGGGGACCAAGGGUGUUUAUGUUAAUGAGGGCGGAAUCGUGGAUUGGGCUUCUCAGAGGGUGUCUUGGUAUGGUGAGUUUUUAUGCCUUUUAUCCUGUGGUGUGUUGAGUGCUGACCAUGUUCGAAUAGCUUGUGACCAGGCUCUGGAAUGGGGCAAGGCUACUGCUAUCUUUUAUAGGUGGACAAAUGUGACCACCCCCCACAACUGUGUCGAUAUCCAGUUGAUCGCGGAGUUUGUGUCCUCAUAG